This is a messenger RNA of Arabidopsis arenosa, 1345 nucleotides long. Lineage: Eukaryota; Viridiplantae; Streptophyta; Magnoliopsida; Brassicales; Brassicaceae. The record is from the annotation of a GenBank genome assembly.
AUUCAAUACAUUUUCUAAGUAAAGAUUUCUCUUGUUUAGAUCAUUCAUAGUGUAAAUCUUUCCUGUUGGUUUAAAUUGGGUUUAUAAAUGUGUUGUGGAUUCAUUUGUCAUAUAAUGGAUAUGUUUCAGUGGUUUGCACAAGGGUACCCGGAAGAAGAUUUGGUGGUGAGGCUACCAGGUCAACCAACUGUUGGGUUCAAAACAAUACGCAGGUUAUGUCGAUGUCGAUGUGAAGCUGGUCGGAGUCUGUUCUAUUACUACGUGGAGGCUGUCCAGGUUGUUUCUUCAAUUGGUGGAGGAGCUUUCACUGAGUUAGGUCCAUUUUACCCCACUGGCGAUGGCCGUGGCCUUCGCGUCAACUCCAUGUCUUGGAACAAAGCUUCGAACCUGCUUUUUGUGGAGUCACCCUGCUGGAGUAGGAUGCGAUAUGCUCGUGUUCUUGUUGAGAUGGUUCGACAGUUUCCAAAGUUGAAGUCCCGCGACCUCUUCCUCACUGGCGAAAGCUAUGCAGGACAUUACAUACCUCAACUGGCUGAUGCGAUUCUCAGCUAUAAUUCACGCUCAAGUGGGUUCAAAUUCAACAUUAAAGGCGUUGCAAUCGGGAAUCCACUACUGAAACUUGACAGAGACAGUCCAGCUACGUACGAGUUCUUCUGGUCGCAUGGGAUGAUUUCUGAUGAACUCAAACUCACAAUUACGAGCCUAUGUGACUUUGAUGAUUACACAUUUGCCAGCCCCCAUAACCAAGAGCUGAGGCUCAAGAAAAUGGCUACUAAACUGAGCUUGGGAGUGGAUGUGUGUAUGACCUAUGAAAGACGGUUCUACUUUAACCUUCCAGAGGUACAAAAGGCGCUUCAUGCGAACCGUACUCAUCUACCUUAUGAAUGGUCAAUGUGCAGCGGUCAGUUGAACUACUCUGACAACCGAUGGGAAUAUCGACAUGCUUCCGAUUCUGAAGAGAAUUAUACAGAACAAAACUCCUGUUUGGAUCUUCAGUGGAGAUCAAGAUUCUUUCCCUAUGGAGCCUGGUUCCACAAAAGUCAGGUUGGAGGCUGGGCCAUCGAGUAUGGAAAACUACUGACGUUUGCAACGGUGAGAGGAGCGGCUCAUAUGGUACCAUAUGCGCAGCCCUCACGAGCUCUACAUUUGUUCAGUAGCUUUGUGAGUGGCCGGAGAUUGCCCAACAACACACAUUCUUCUACUGUUGAUGAAAGAGCAGAUUUCUAAGAAAAAUGUAGUUUGUAUUUAAUUUAUCUGUCUCAGGCCUUAGAUAGUAGAGAUAGAAACAUAUAAGGGUUUGUGUUGCGGUUUGGUUGGAUCUUCAAGUGUAGUUUGUUUUAGUUAU